This is a messenger RNA of Pseudovirgaria hyperparasitica, 781 nucleotides long. RefSeq lists its product as uncharacterized. The record is from RefSeq and is a predicted model, not a curated record. NCBI's taxonomy places the organism in Eukaryota, Fungi, Ascomycota, Dothideomycetes, Acrospermales, Acrospermaceae. The transcript has 3 exons. Bases 1 to 537 code for a protein of 178 amino acids.
AUGCCCAGUCCAAUAUGCACGCUUUGGCGUGUACAGAGUUCUCUUCCACGCGUCGCGCAACCCUCAAUGUGGCAAUCGAUGAUUCCAAAACCUUUUCGCAAGGGCGCCGAUGGCUCACGUCCUAUUGGAGCAGUUAGGACUCAACGAUGGAACCCUGCGACUACCUAUAUCAUACUUGCAUUACUCGUUGGAUCACAAGCCAUUCAACUCAUGCAGAUACGACACAGCACAGCAAACAUCACUCGCGAAACGGAGGCAAAGUUGGCUUUACUGCGUGGAGUGAUCGAAAAAGUGAAGGCGGGAGAGGACGUGGACGUUGAAGGACUACUCGGGACCGGCAAUCGUGAGAAGGAGAAGGAGUGGGAAAAAUUUAUGAAAGAUAUUGAGGAAGAGGAUAUGCGACUGUCGACACACAAGGAGAAGAGACGGAACUCGGACAGGAUUGAUGAUCUGAAAAACCCAGAGGAAGAGCAAGUCAUCGUGACUCCCAAAACUUCAGUGGCUGAAGAAAAGAACAGACCGGCAAGAUUCGUAUGAGCCAAAUAUCAUGCACAUAUCACGCCUUGUUCAGCGGAUCGCGGAUCUGGAUCUUACCAUUACUAUAUUUUCCGAGAGCCGUGGUAUGCCCUCGCUGGAACCACCACCGAAGCCUUAACCGGCUGCCAUUAUGCUCGUACAGUACGUGUAAGGCACGCUCAAAGUCUAAAGACACAUUGGAACUCUGGUCGAAUCGAGUAAAGUGGCACUAUCCGCGUAUAGAUCGAACGGACUAGUCCCAUGU